AAAUAAGGCGGAACGUUCAUACAUAGCGUUACUAUGGGGCUUAUGCGUUUAUUAUCAAUCUUCGUGGUCCUACUUCUUUUGUAUGAUGAAAUACUUGCUAAAUCAAAAUCAAAGGGAUUUGGACGCUCGAAGACACUUUCGAUUUCAAAACCAAAACAUCGUUAUUCGGGAAGAUCAAGCCUUUUUUCACGUCGAAGCGGACUGUCAAAUUCUCGCAAAAAAGCACUAUUCUUUGGAGCUGGUGCUCUGGCUGGUAUUUAUAUUGGUUCACAAAUAAGAUCACGUGUGCACCUAAGAUCAUAUCAUGAUUUGUAUAAUUACGAAGUUUGUGAAGGCAAACGCACUGAGUUCAUCAAUAGUACAGGGAUGACACGUACUUAUUCAUAUUUCCUAUGUCCUGAUAAUCCAAAUCAACCAUUCGAAAAAUAUUGUUGCUGGGAUUCAACAACUGGUAUGGGUGCAUGUUGUUCGUAUGAUGUAAAAAUGUAUUCACAUUCUGGCAGAGGAGUUGUCGUUGGUACACUACUUGGAACUAUGUUAUUGGUUAUAACACUCGGCUCGAUUAUAUAUUGCUGUUUUCGUUGUAAACGUCAAAGAGAGAGAGAAUCACUGAAUGUUCCAAGUGCACAGCUUACAUCACCUCUGGAUCCAGUGUACAAACCGAACCAAUAUCCUGCAGUCAACCCGACUUCAUCUGUUCCUCCUGGUUAUCCUGUUUAUCCAUAUCCUCCAAACGGACAAUACGUUGGUUAUCCACAAAAUGUUAAUGUCCCUUUUACACCUGUGCCACAAGCAAUUCCAACAAACAUGACCGGAGAAACUGGAUCUAGUUGGAGAGUAGAUACUAAUGUGCCCUAUCCAACCACUCGACCAGAUUUCCCACCCCCUCCCUAUCCAGGAGCUCCAAUUUCAAAUGCUGAAGGAGUUCAUGCUAGCGCUCUAAGUUCAACAUGGAUGACAAAGAGUUGAAUUAUUUCCCAAAUUCCUAUCAUUGAAAGGUGUUGUUAUCGGUAACAUAUGAAAGAUGAGAAGAUUCAGUCCCACUGUUGUUAUUAUUAUUACUAAUAUAGAUGGUAUUCAAAAAUUUUUGUCGAUCAAUUAAUUGUUAUAUGUAUAUUUUUCCCGUUAAUUAUGUUUAUUUCUCAAGUUUUUCCACGUUUAAAGUUGUCUUGUUUAAAAUUGUUUUGUUUUCUUACUUCCAUUUUCUGAUGAAUUCUUUUUAGUUGUUGUCUUUGAAUUUUAAGCAUUUUGAACACAUUUAUUUUGUGUGUGAUUUAUUUAUCUCAUUUUUGUUGUGUUUGUUUUAUACAAUAAAUCAUUACUUUCCUUGUUCUCACUAUAUAUAUAUAUCAGUAUAUCUUCCCAUAUGAGUUCUAUCUAAUCAUUCAGCUAUUUUUUUCUCUAUUGUAAUAGAGUCUGAUGAUUAGUUUGUUAAUGAAAACAUGCUAACAGUUUCUUCCCUUCACGUACACUCAAUUUUUUCGUUACGUUUACAAAUAGUUCAAUAAAUUGGAAAUUAAUUAACAAUUACACUAUGUAUUUGAGUCUGCUAUAUGAUAUCUAAAAUAAUAUUGUUGGACAAUCAAAAUUUAUUAUCAUUAAUUUGUUUUUAUUUUUUCUAUAAAUACAAACUUGUUAUUUGUUGAAUUACUUAAUGAGUUUAUCACUAAUACGUUCAAAUAUUGUUUUUUUUGUGGUGUUCUUUCCUUUCGUUUUUCUUCUUGUUUUUAUAAUUUCUCCAAAUAUUCAUUUAUAUUACAUUUAUUAAUAUAAACUUUUACUGUCACUCUACCACUUUAACUAUUACUAUCCUAUUUAUUACUAAAUAAAUUUUAUUAUAUUUUUAUUCAGUUAGUUGUGUUCACUUAUUUCUGUCCAGCAAAUGAAAAGAUUUACAUUGAACAACUCAGAACGAAAAGAAAAUCUUUGCACAAUUAUUAAAAGCUUAUAAUCAGUUAUUCAUUAUUUUUUUUAAUUUGUAUUUUUUGCUUUAUUAAGUUUUAUUAAGUAAUACGUUACAAAAAGAACCCUUUUUUCUCUUCAUUUUAAUAUUUAAGUGGGUUGGUUACAUUGUAUAUUUGCAAGUUUCCGUGAAUCAUAUGAAUCAGUAAACCGAUAGUCUUCCCACAAACAUCUCAGUUCAUUGAUUAUCAACGUUAUUUUUGUAAUUUAUCUUGCAUCUUGAACUUUUCAUCCUUGAUAUGUGUCCGUCCUCACAUCAUAUUCAUUACUGCAGAAAUAACCCAUAAAUAAUCUCGGAAUAUACAAUCAGGUUUUUAAUUAAUUAGUAUUCUCUCCUUUGAAAUAUAGAUUUCAAUAAGACAUAAAAUAUUAUCUGAUUACUGAAAGACUGAUAUUUACUGUAACUUGGUCACUACAAAAAUUAAAGUCGCAUCUCAUUGGGCACCUUACGUUGACCAUAUAUCUGAUUAUGUCAUAGGUGAUGUAUAUGAUGUAAAA
Molecule: messenger RNA, 2460 nt
Organism: Schistosoma spindalis
Lineage: Eukaryota; Metazoa; Platyhelminthes; Trematoda; Strigeidida; Schistosomatidae
Source: the annotation of a GenBank genome assembly